AUGGGUAUCUGCGCCUCAUGUCUGGGGCGUCGCCAACAAGAAAGUCAAGAUGGUGAAUCCUCCCGUCUCCUCGAAGACGACCUCUACAACCAACCAGGCUACGGCUACGGCUCACUCAACAACGCGAGCCAAACCGGCCACUCGCCGGACCCGAGCUACCUGAAGCGCGAACGUGAAGCUCUGGAGGCGAUCUGCCAACGAGCGUCGGACUCCGUCAUCGACAUCUGGUCAAUCCAACCGCAACCACAUCUCCAACCGCACGCGACCCUCCCCAGCGCCGUCGCGCCGAGCACCUCCACCUCCGAAGCGCCCCCGGUGACCGUCACGAAAACAGAUAUCACGCCCCCGCGCCCGCCGCGCCGCUCCGCCGCCGCGUCGCCCAAGCCCGGCGGCACGGUGCCCCGGCAUUGGGGGGAGGUCGUGAUCAACACGCGCAAGAACCGGUCGCGGCCGGGCUCGAGCGCGGAUGAGGACGGCGAGAGGGAUGUUUUUGGGGUGUUGAAAGUGACCUAG
Messenger RNA from Aspergillus homomorphus CBS 101889, 513 nucleotides. RefSeq names its product LAMTOR1/MEH1 family protein. The transcript is spliced from 3 exons. The record is from RefSeq and is a predicted model, not a curated record. NCBI's taxonomy places the organism in Eukaryota, Fungi, Ascomycota, Eurotiomycetes, Eurotiales, Aspergillaceae. The coding region runs from base 1 to 513 and encodes 170 amino acids. Gene Ontology annotation, cellular component: membrane raft; Ragulator complex; late endosome membrane. Gene Ontology annotation, biological process: cholesterol homeostasis; lysosome organization; cellular response to amino acid stimulus.